AUGGGUUUGGAUAAAAACCCGGCCACUGUAAGACAUUUUCCCAUACCACGAUUCCCUGCCGAGUUGGAUCCUCAACAUGCAGCAUCUGCGACCGCUGUCCGAUCAGCAAUGGACCCCAUUAUACGGUCGGCUCUUCUGUCCGGCACAUCCCUCGACAAUCCGAUUGGUGCGAAGGCGAUGGAACCAGAGCCUGUAUUACCAGCAUCGGACACAACGGCUGCAUGUUUUCAAACUCCACCCACCUCCAAGACGAAACCCGGAAAUGUAGCACGGCAGGUCGGCAGUAGCAACAAGAGGAAGACCGGCAAUGAAGAUUCAGAUGUGGCGGUUAUCUCAGAUGGACCCAAGUCACCUCCACUCUCGAGGUCCAGACAGAAGAGGAAGAACAAGUUCCAAUCAACUGACGAGGACAAAGUUCAUACCGGAACUAUCUUGGUAAAGGAACUUCCGGGCGGAAGUGACAAGGGUGCGUCGGAUACCCGGACAGCCGUACAGGAUCGUCCUCUUGUUUGCAAACAGUUUGUACCAUCCGAGCGUAUUGGGUAA
Suillus fuscotomentosus is the source of this 546-nucleotide messenger RNA. RefSeq lists its product as uncharacterized. Bases 1 to 546 code for a protein of 181 amino acids. The transcript has 2 exons. Lineage: Eukaryota; Fungi; Basidiomycota; Agaricomycetes; Boletales; Suillaceae. The record is from RefSeq and is a predicted model, not a curated record.